UUUCCAGCAGCGCUGCGAUCAUGGCAGACGUAGUGGUCGCGGAGCAGAAAGCGGUCCAGGAGCCGGAGCUGAACGGGGAGGCGGAGGACCGGGAGGAGGCCGACCCGGUGGAGGAGACGGCGAAGAAGAAGAGGAAAAAGAAGAAGAAGAACAAGUCUGCGACGACAGGCGCUGAAGCCGAGGCAGACGGAGUGGCCGACGUGACCAAACAGCUGGAGAAGCAGGCGAUAGAGGACAAGGAGAAGGAGGAGGACGGCGAGGAAGAGGGAGAUGACGGAGAAAACUCGGCAGGGAAAAAGAAGAAGAAGAAAAAGAAGAAGAAAGGACCCAAAUCUCAGACCGACCCCCCGUCUGUGCCCAUCUGUGAGUUGUACCCCAGUGGAACGUUCCCCAUCGGACAGGAGUGUGAAUACCCCACAACUCAGGAUGGUCGCAGUGCGGCGUGGCGUACGAGCAGCGAGGAGAAGCGGGUGCUGGAUAAAGCCAACGAGGAGGUGUGGAACGACUUCAGACAGGCGGCCGAGGCCCACAGACAGGUCCGCCAGCACGUCCGCAGCUUCCUGAAGCCCGGCAUGACCAUGAUCGAAAUCUGCGAGCGGUUGGAGGACUGCUCCCGUAAGCUGAUAAAGGAGAAUGGGCUGAACGCCGGCCUGGCCUUCCCCACCGGCUGCUCCCUGAACCACUGCGCUGCCCACUACACUCCCAACGCCGGAGACACCACCGUCCUGCAGUACGACGACGUCUGCAAGAUCGACUUCGGCACGCACAUUAACGGGCGGAUCAUUGACUGUGCCUUCACCGUCACAUUUAACCCAAAGUACGACAAGCUGCUGGAGGCUGUGAGAGAUGCCACCAAUACUGGAAUCAAAAAUGCCGGCAUCGAUGUGCGUCUGUGUGACGUCGGAGAGGCCAUCCAGGAGGUGAUGGAGUCCUACGAGGUCGAGCUCGACGGCAAAACAUACCAAGUGAAGCCAAUCCGAAACCUGAAUGGUCACUCUAUCGGCCAGUACAGGAUACAUGCUGGAAAGACUGUGCCCAUCGUUAAGGGAGGAGAAGCCACAAGAAUGGAGGAAGGAGAGGUUUACGCCAUCGAGACGUUCGGCAGCACAGGAAAAGGCGUGGUGCACGACGACAUGGAGUGUUCUCACUACAUGAAGAACUUUGAUGUGGGCCACGUUCCCAUCAGGCUGCCCAGAGCCAAGCACCUGCUCAACGUGAUCAACGAGAACUUCGGCACGUUGGCGUUCUGCCGGCGCUGGCUGGACCGCCUGGGAGAGAGCAAGUACCUGAUGGCCCUGAAGAACCUGUGCGACCUGGGCAUCGUGGACCCCUACCCUCCGCUGUGCGACACCAAGGGCUGCUACACCGCUCAGUUCGAGCACACCAUCCUGCUCAGGCCCACCUGCAAGGAGGUGGUGAGCCGGGGAGACGACUACUGACACCCCUACUGCACCUCCCAACACCGCCAGCCCCCCAGCACCACCACACAGCACCUCCAGACCCCGAUAGAGAAACGAAACCAGGACGUGGUUGAAUCAGAGGACGCCAAACGCUACUGUACCCGACUGCACCACUCACAGCUUUCCAGGAAGGAGGAGCAGCCCUCUGAGUUUUCUAUCAGCUAAAAAAACACACCUUUCUGUUGGAGGAAGCAUCGUAGUUUCCUUCAGUGUCCUGUGGACCUCGUUUAGCAAAGUGUAAAAGAGUUAACUGUCAAACAGUUUAACAUGUAUUUAAGCUGCCAGUUAAUUUAGUGCAACCCCAGUAUUCAAACUACAGGGAGACCGCUGGACACCUCUUUAUACCUCGCUUUCAUUUUUCAACUUUCUGUUCCCACUCUGAGCCUCCAGCGCUUUAGUGCUCGAUUUAAACGGAGCACAAAGUUCUGCUGACGGCUCCUGGAAGUGGUCAGGUCGAUGCAUGGCCAGAAAUCUCUGCAAACAGACAAUUUGUACCAUUUAAAGAUCAGGGGUGUUGUAGAAAUAAAUGCCGUCUUCGUCCAGACACAGAGCACCCACAGCUGUAUGUCUGGCUUCUGUCGCUACGGGAGGGAACUCUGCACUCGUUGUUUCUCUGAUAUUUGUAAAAUAUCUCUGAAAUGGCUGCUGCACUGUAUGUUCCCAGUUAAAAUGCUUCAUUUUGAGCUCUCCCUGACGAUGUUUUUGUAAGAAAGAAAAAGAUUAAAAUAAUUUUGCUCAUUGUG
This is a messenger RNA of Amphiprion ocellaris (clown anemonefish), 2203 nucleotides long. Its product is annotated as methionine aminopeptidase 2. NCBI's taxonomy places the organism in Eukaryota, Metazoa, Chordata, Actinopteri, Pomacentridae. The record is from RefSeq and is a predicted model, not a curated record. Gene Ontology annotation, biological process: proteolysis. Gene Ontology annotation, molecular function: metalloaminopeptidase activity. Bases 21 to 1439 code for a protein of 472 amino acids. The transcript is spliced from 11 exons.